CUGACGUCGCUGGGGGUUUUGUUCACUGACCAGGCCUCUAUUGCAUAUUGUCUUCAUUGACAACUGAUAUACACACUCCUUUCCUGACAGAACAAGCGAAAUGGCAACCAACCCUGAUUCCGUCGACCCUCCCACCAAUACCACACAGUUGUUAAACGGACAAGAUGCCGGCCAAAGGCGCGAGAGCUUCAGUUCGCAAAAUUCCCAAACUGCACGAGAAUUCCUCGAGAGUCAAAUGCGGCUAGAAGCCGAUGCCCGCGAGGUCCUCCCUUAUUCUUUCGAUACCUGCACGCAAGCUCUAGGACCCCUACGACAGAGCCUUUUCGCCUGUCUCACCUGCAACCCUCCUCCUUCGGACCCCGACGCACCUCACACUGCCGCAGGCGUCUGCUACGCCUGCUCUAUCUCAUGCCACGGCGAACACACCCUUGUCGAGCUAUUCAACAAACGGAACUUUGUCUGUGACUGCGGUACCACGCGUGUUCCUUCGACCUCUCCCUGCACUUUGCGCGAAGACCCCCAGUCCGGCAAGAAGGGCGUGCACUCGGAAACGCCGCACCCGGAUAACAAAUACAACCACAACUUCGAGAACAAGUUCUGCGGAUGUGGCGAAGACUACGAUGCGAACAAAGAGCGCGGCACGAUGUUCCAGUGCCUCGGGCUCGGGAGCGCGGAGACUGGCGGGUGUGGUGAGGACUGGUGGCAUCCGGAGUGUCUAAUCGGGCUGCCUCGGAACUGGUAUGAGGAAUUUAAGAAGGAGGCAAAUGGGGAUAAGCAGGCGGACGAGGACGAGGAGGAUGAGAUCCCGCUGCCUCCGGGAUUUCCGUUGGAGGAUGACUUCGAAACGUUCAUUUGUUUCAAGUGCGUUGAGUCGAAUCAAUGGUUGAAGAGCUAUGCCGGAACAGCUGGGUUCUUGCCUCCUGUCUCCAAGGAGGGCGGUCUCCCCAAAGUUACGACAGAUGUUAAGCCAGCCCCAGAGACGUCGGUCGCAUCCGCGAAUCAGGAGGAACAAUCCGCCAACUCGAAGAAGCGCAAAGCAGAAGACGACGAUGCUGAAAACGAGCCCGUGUCGAAGCGCACAAAAGAGGAUGACAUCCAGGAAACACCUACAGAAACCAAGGCCGAACCAAAAGAAGAACAAAAGCCAGACUCAGAAACGACACAAUCCGAACCCGCGAAGGAUAAGCACAAGCACAAGCACGACUCCCUGCCCUCGUCCACCCCAUCCGGCACCUUCUCCCUAUUCCUCAAAGAAGACUUCCGCGACCAUUUCUGCCGCUGCCCCGAAUGCUACCCCAACCUCUCCCACCACCCUCAACUCCGAGAAGAGGAAGAGACCUACGAGCCUCCUCUCUCCGAGAUAGGCGACGACGCCAACGGCGGAGGUAGCACCGGCACUGGCAGCAUUUACGACCGUGGCGAAGCCGCUCUCAACAAUAUGGACCGCGUGAGGGCCAUCGAGGGCGCUAUGGUGUAUAACCACCUGCGAGACAAGGUGAAGGAGUUCUUGAAGCCGUUCGCGGAGUCAGGAACUGCAGUCGGCGCAGACGAUAUCAAAUCUUAUUUCGAGAAGCUUCGUGGAGAUGAGCAGCCAAUGCGGGAUGCGGCUGGACAGGCUUCUAGGUCCAAAGGGGACGAUGAUAAUGAUAACGAUGGAAACAGGCAGGAGCAAAGUGGCUAUUGAUUGUUUCUGUACACUGGGUAUGGUUUUUGGAUUUAAGGGAACACGAUUGGGAUGGAAUCUACUUUAUCCUAGGCGCAUAUGGUGGGGAUUAGGAUAUGGACUCUGACAUGAGAUAAUCUAAAUUGACCUUAUAAAUGUCAUACUUCUUGUUUUAC
Aspergillus steynii IBT 23096 is the source of this 1839-nucleotide messenger RNA. RefSeq names its product putative metaphase-anaphase transition protein (Mlo2). Gene Ontology annotation, cellular component: cytoplasm. Bases 101 to 1684 code for a protein of 527 amino acids. Lineage: Eukaryota; Fungi; Ascomycota; Eurotiomycetes; Eurotiales; Aspergillaceae. The record is from RefSeq and is a predicted model, not a curated record. The transcript has 4 exons. Gene Ontology annotation, molecular function: ubiquitin protein ligase activity; zinc ion binding.